CAACGGGCGCGUGCGUCAAGAGGAAGGGCCGCAAGUCUCUCCAAAAUGGCGACGACCAUAGAGAGUGGCAAUGCUGGAGCUGCAAAUAAGAAAAAACACCUCGGAAUCCCCGAAGCAAUAUUUGUGGAAGAUGUGGAUGCCUUCAUGAAACAGCCAGGCAAUGACACAGCAGACGCCGUACUGAGGAAGCUGGAUGAACAAUAUCAGAAAUAUAAAUAUAUGGAGCUCAAUCUGUCUCAGAAGAAACUCAGGUUGAAAAGCCAGAUUCCACAAAUCAAACAGACAUUAGAAAUUCUACGGCACAUGCAGAAAAAGAAGGACACUACAGAUCCCAUGGAGACACAUUUUCUGUUGGCUGAUAACGUCUAUUGCAAGGCCUCUGUCCCACCCACAGACAAAGUGUGUUUGUGGCUCGGGGCUAAUGUCAUGUUGGAGUAUGAUAUUGAUGAGGCUCAGGCGCUGUUGGAAAAAAACCUGGGUACAGCUUCCCGUAAUUUGGACUCUCUGGAAGAGGACCUGGACUUCCUCAGAGACCAGUUCACAACCACUGAAGUCAAUAUGGCACGUGUUUACAAUUGGGAUGUCAAGAGAAGGAGCAAAGACAACCUCCUCAAAUCUGCUGAGCAGUCCUAGAAAAGGAGGCCUAGUUUGGUCCCACCCCACUCGAAUUCCUUCCCCAUCAGAAAAUUCACCAACAUCUCUGUUUGCACCAACUGUUAUCUGUUGAUUUAUUACUUUUUAAGGUAUUUUUUCAAGUAAAAAGGUGAAAAAAACAUCAAACAAAAUAAUGGUAGGUUUUUUUUGUUUGUUUUUUAUGAUGAAAUAUUAGCUUUUUCAGAUUCUGAUUUUUUUUUCUUCAGAUUUCUCCAUAGGGUCUACACAUUAGUCUUCCUCUGUGCCCUUUUUCCUUUCAUUUGAUGUUUGGUAAACAUUGCAAUAUGGUCCUAUUUCUUUCUGUGGAAUUUUUCUUGCCAAAACGUGGUGAGAUCAUUGUCAAAAUGCUGCAUGCAGAAUAUCAAGGGGACGUCUGGUUUCAUUCAAUACCUUGCUUCCUUCUCAACUUCCCUUUUCCUCCUUUUUUCAUCUCUUGUCCUUCAUCUGUGUUCAUUUGUCACACUGUAGCCAUUAAACACUGAACAAGGAACUAAUAAUGAAGCGUUUUGAGAAGGCACAAAUUUGGUGAGCUGGUCUGUGUUUUUAAUCUGCGUAGCUUUUUAUAAUUCCUCGUCUGAUUGAGGUUCUGGCAGUGAGCGAGAUGAAAAAGCUUUGAGUGCAACUAAUUAAAUAUGUGCAUGCAA
Pimephales promelas (fathead minnow) is the source of this 1298-nucleotide messenger RNA. It is a transcript of the gene vbp1, whose product is annotated as von Hippel-Lindau binding protein 1. The record is from RefSeq and is a predicted model, not a curated record. Lineage: Eukaryota; Metazoa; Chordata; Actinopteri; Cypriniformes; Leuciscidae. Gene Ontology annotation, biological process: tubulin complex assembly; microtubule-based process; protein folding. Gene Ontology annotation, cellular component: prefoldin complex; cytoplasm. Gene Ontology annotation, molecular function: tubulin binding.